Molecule: messenger RNA, 2162 nt
Organism: Hypomesus transpacificus
Lineage: Eukaryota; Metazoa; Chordata; Actinopteri; Osmeriformes; Osmeridae
Gene: surf4
Product: surfeit 4
Exons: 6
Coding region: 170-979 (269 amino acids)
Biological process (GO): Golgi organization
Cellular component (GO): endoplasmic reticulum; membrane; endoplasmic reticulum-Golgi intermediate compartment
Source: RefSeq, a predicted model, not a curated record
CGUAGGGGGCUAUCGUAGGCACGCGAGGCAUUGUGGGGCGGAGGCGGCCUUCUCUGUUGAGACAGGCGAGAUUUGUAGCAGUAAAUAACAAGAGAAACGAACUUUCACAAUAGCGAAUAAUCUGCUCGACAUCAAUAUAGAUUUGUUAUUAACCUAGAUAUAGUAAGACAUGGGUCAGGAGGAUCUCAUGAACACGGCGGAAGACGUCGCAGACCAGUUCCUACGCGUGACCAAGCAGUACCUGCCUCACCUGGCACGCCUGUGUCUCAUCAGCACCUUCCUGGAGGACGGCAUCAGGAUGUGGUUCCAGUGGAGCGAGCAGAGAGACUACAUCGAGGCCACCUGGGGCUGCGGUUACUUCCUGGCCACCUCCUUUGUGCUGCUCAACCUUGUUGGACAGCUGGGAGGGUGUGUUCUCAUCCUCAGUAGAAACUUUGUACAGUACGCCUGCUUUGGACUGUUCGGAAUCAUAGCUCUACAGACUGUUGCAUACAGCAUUUUAUGGGAUCUUAAAUUUCUGAUGAGGAACCUGGCCCUGGGUGGAGGUUUGCUGCUGCUGCUGGCUGAGUCUCGGUCUGAGGGGAAGAGCAUGUUCGCGGGGGUUCCCUCCAUGGGGGAGAGCUCCCCUAAGCAGUACAUGCAGCUGGGAGGCCGUGUGCUGCUGGUGCUCAUGUUCAUGACCCUGCUGCACUUUGACCCCAGCUUCUUCUCUAUCCUCCAGAACCUGGUGGGCACGGCCCUCAUCGUGCUGGUGGCUGUGGGCUUCAAGACCAAGCUGGCCGCCCUCACUCUGGUCCUCUGGCUCCUGGCCAUCAACGUCUACUUCAACGCCUUCUGGAGCGUUCCGGCCUACAAGCCCAUGCACGACUUCCUGAAGUACGACUUCUUCCAGACCACCUCCGUGAUUGGAGGCCUGCUGCUGGUGGUGGCUCUGGGCCCCGGGGGCGUGUCCAUGGACGAGAAGAAGAAGGAGUGGUAGAGGAGGGGGGGGUUAAGGGAGGAGUGGAGGAGAGGGUGAUGAUAGAAGUGGAGGAGAGAGAGAGAGUGAUGAUAGUAGUGGAAGGGGAGAGAGAGGGGUGGGGAGGAGAGGGGCAGUGGGGGGAAGGAGAGACCAUAGCACCACCACUGACCCCAGGACACCACUGCCCCUUGGGGGACAGUCCUCUGGCCAAUCACAGCCCCCCAGGGACAGUCUUCUGGCCAAUCACAACCAGUCACAUGAGUCCCCUCUGACAUGCCUCAUUUCUUCUCCCAUUGUCUUUAGUUUUCAGUUUUUUUCUUUUCGGUUGAUACUGGAUUUUUUAUACAGCUAUUUAUGGCAGUUUGUCCAGGUGGCAAGAAAAAUAAACGGUACAAUAAUCUAUGUCACAAGAGCAAGGUAGCUAACUUGUGAUGUGGUGGAGUUUUAGAAAAUAGUCUGUUCUGACUUUGGAAGGUAUGUCUAUGACCUUGUAUAAACAAAUGUUAUUCCAUAACUUUAACAAACAUAUUUGUGAAUAAAUGCAAAAGUGUUGAGUAUGUAUCAGAGGUACCUGUGAAGAUAUCAUUCUUACCCUUACCCUUACCUGCUCUAACCCUUACCUGCUCCAACCCUAACCCUUACCUGCUCUAACCCUAACCCUUACCUGCUCUAACCCUAACCCUUACCUGCUCUAACCCUAACCUGCUCUGUGGGAAAGACGGUCUGUGACUCAACUUACUGAUCUCGAGAUCUCAGGCACUGAAAAACAAAACCGGUUCCCCCUCUCUGAACCGAUGUUCCUUUGCACGAGUGUGUGUGUGUGUGUGUGUGGGGGGGGGGGGGGGGGGGGGGGGGGGGGGUUACAUCGCACACUAAUUGGUGGAUUGAAGUUGCUCUUGAUUGAAAAUCGAAACCCAUUUGUUAGUACUGGACGUCUCUGCUGUACGCCUGAAUAGUGGACUGUGUUUGAUCUGGGCAAUAGGGGGAGAUACGUUUGUGAAACGCCAUAUUAUUACAUCUAGAGACGCCGAACUGAACACAAGCUGCGCUCACCUAGACUUUGUUUAAGCUCUGUAUAAGAAAAAAAUGAUCUGUGUAAUAAUUUUUUCAGACGUUUAUGAUGUAUUUUUGAUCAUUUUUUUGGUUGUUUUGUUUAGUUUUUUGGGGAGAUCAUGGCGAUGGAAUAAAGAUGCAAAAACAA